This is a messenger RNA of Botrytis cinerea B05.10, 1928 nucleotides long. RefSeq lists its product as hypothetical. Gene Ontology annotation, molecular function: protein binding. The coding region runs from base 296 to 1645 and encodes 449 amino acids. The record is from RefSeq and is a predicted model, not a curated record. NCBI's taxonomy places the organism in Eukaryota, Fungi, Ascomycota, Leotiomycetes, Helotiales, Sclerotiniaceae. The transcript has a single exon.
GAUGAUACCCUCAUCGACUCGUGGCUCGUUGGAUCCCCGAGUAAUCGAGGAAAUAUCGUCGGGAUACUCACUAUAUACCAGUGGUAUUGAGAUUUAACCUGCUGUCUUGGCCGUUCUUUCCUUACAUUUUUCGGCCUGUGCCUAAGAAAUCAAAUUUUGUUCGUUUUCAACAACAUUCCUACACUCUGCAGAAUCCUUUGUGCUCCCAAUUUUGGUAUGCUUAUGUUCACUCUACUCCUAUCAACCCUCGUUGUAUCAUCGUCUAUUUUUGUUGUUUGUGCCCCAAUUCUAACUAAUGCCUGCCCUGAUGAACGCACAACAAUCCCAAAGAUCAAUAUCACGAAGAUUGCUAAAAAGCGAAGAAGUACCCGCAACCUCAAAUCUCAGUCUCGACCCCAUUCUCGACCCCAUUCUCGACCUAGGUCUCCCAUCUGAAAUCAAAGCGCAAAUUUUCAAUCGCCUUGGUGUCGAAGAUGCAGGAUCCUUAAGAUUAAUAUCUCGAGCUUGGGCUAUCACCGGGACCGAGAGACUAUUCCGAGAUGGCUUCAAGCUCCACCCUCAUUGUCAACCAACAGACAUGGAUAGGCUGCGCAAAGUAUCCGAGUGUUCGCACCUAGCUCAAACAAUCAAGUCGAUAAUCAUAUUUCUAGAUUCGAGUGAUGCGAGAAAAUGGACAUUUUACUUUUCAGAUGCGCGAGAAAUUCUUCGAAGACGAAUCGCUAAUGAACCGGGCUUUUGUGACCCCGUCCACUUGGCAAAAACUUUCAGCAACCUUCCUAAUUUUAGAAGCCUCACGAUCACUUCACUAAGUUAUCCACUUUCGGAAGAUAUGUUUCAAUCGACGUCUACAUGGAUUCCUAGUUGGAACUCGACAAUCGAAGAAGAGCGAACACAAUUUAUGGCAGACGACUUGUCUCAAUGGUAUUACACUUCAAUAGUAGCAGCAGUCAAUGCGGCGGGUGUAGCACUCUCAUCCGUCGAGUUCGACUGCUUGCCCAUGGAUUGUUUGUCAUCCCAGGAACUGGGGUCUCCUCCUUUCAUUCCCCUACAACCCUCUCUGCAUCGACUCUGUCUUUUAUCCGAGUGUUCUGGCCAUCCAUAUAGAUCUCUUAGUGGUCUAGUCACCCCUCUCGAGCAACUAUCGAUUGGAUUCUGGGACUAUGGAUUUACAUCUUGGCAAGAUUCGCUCGUUGCUCAAAGAAUCACUGACCUUUUGAUUUCGGCACAGCGUCUUCGGAGAUUAGAUUUGAUGUUUGUAAUGAACCUCUCUACAAAUAUGACACCAGACUUUCAGAUUGCAUGGAAAAAUUCAUUCUAUAGCAUCACAAUUCCUCGUUUGGAAAGUCUUCGUCUUCAUCAAACCGACAUUCCAGGACCCCUUCUCAUUUCAUUCCUCGAGCGGCAUCGGUCUACUCUCAAGAACUUGCAUCUUAGCGGUGGAUAUGGUUGCGGACCUGGUAGUGGUUGGAAUCACCUCACACGAUUUCAAUGGAAAGAAAUGCUUACCUCAUUCAGAGAUAAUCUCUCGCUCCGAAAAUUCGAACUCAUGACCUAUGACGAUAGAAAGAAUAUAUAUGACUGGAAUUGGAACACUGUUCCGGGAACAGAUAUAACAUUUGCGAAAUUGUUGGAAAUUAUGUGCUGAGAAAAAGUCCAUGGCCAUUUUUGAUGCCGUUGGAGAAAACAAAACAUGACUAUUGGGGUUGGAGAGUUGAUGAGAAAAUUUGGAGAAUGCUUUGAUUCGGUGAUUAUGGUAACUGGUUGAAUGGAAAAUUAGAUCUUUUGGGAUAUUCCAUAAUUCCCAGAAGUUGUAUCAUCAGAUUGGAAACACUGCAUCUGAUAAGUUAUUACUCGCGUUACCAUUAUUGUCGUUUGUCAUGUAUGAACCUAGAGACUUUUCUGAUAAUGACAGGCUCCGCUGUAAUCCA